AUGGGACUCAACAUGAAGAUGCUACUGGGCAUUCUCGUAUCAUCCAUCAGAUCAUCAAAAACUUCCAGAGAUCAAGCAAACCUGAGAGUGGAAACUUGGAUCUAUCUUUGCAGGCCGACGUUCUGGGAGAUCGUCCGGAGCAAAUCCACGCAGGAGUACUCGGGCCUGCCGUACGUUUGCACGCUCUUCAACUGCAUGCUGUGGAUCCUCUACGGCAUGCCGUUCGUGAAGCCGCACAGCAUGCUCAUCAUCACCAUCAACGCCGCCGGCUGCGCGAUCGAGCUCGUCUACACCGCCCUCUACCUCUCCUAUGCCACCAGAGCCAAGAUGGUAUACUUGCAACUUUCCGAGGACCACCUUGGUUGGAAUCCCUUCUUCGCGUUUCCGGACCCGGUCGUGAAGGUGCUGAAGAUGCUGGGUGCCGUGGCUGUAGCAUUUGGACUGAUCACGCUCACCACCGUCAAGCUUGCUGACACCCACGACGAGAGAAUAACCGUGGUCGGAUCCAAGCUAGUGAUCCAAACCAGAAGCGUCCAGUACAUGCCGUUUCUAUUGUCGCUCUUCGUUUUCCUCAACAGCUUGGUGUGGACCUUCUAUGCCGUUGUAACUCGGGAUAUCUUCAUCGCUAUACCAAACGGACUUGGUUGUCUCUCGGGCAUCGCUCAACUCAGCCUCUACGCGAUCUAUAGAAACAGCAGCAGUGACAACAGCACCGAGGAGAAUACUACCAAGACAAUGUAUAACAAUGCACUAUGCAACAUUCAAAUCGACCAGCUGGGAGCAAACGGCGACGACAUGAAGAAACCAAGCUGCAAACACCAAUACGAGCAGCAAUAGCAGGACUUUUAGAGCUAGACAAACACA
Selaginella moellendorffii is the source of this 864-nucleotide messenger RNA. RefSeq names its product bidirectional sugar transporter SWEET4. Lineage: Eukaryota; Viridiplantae; Streptophyta; Lycopodiopsida; Selaginellales; Selaginellaceae. The transcript has 5 exons. Gene Ontology annotation, molecular function: sugar transmembrane transporter activity. Bases 1 to 837 code for a protein of 278 amino acids. Gene Ontology annotation, cellular component: membrane. Gene Ontology annotation, biological process: carbohydrate transport. The record is from RefSeq and is a predicted model, not a curated record.